Molecule: messenger RNA, 414 nt
Organism: Lytechinus pictus (painted urchin)
Lineage: Eukaryota; Metazoa; Echinodermata; Echinoidea; Temnopleuroida; Toxopneustidae
Exons: 4
Coding region: 1-414 (137 amino acids)
Biological process (GO): microtubule cytoskeleton organization; mitotic cell cycle
Cellular component (GO): microtubule; cytoplasm
Molecular function (GO): structural constituent of cytoskeleton; GTP binding
Source: RefSeq, a predicted model, not a curated record
AUGAAAGUUGGAAAUCCGCGCGAAUGUAUCUCUGUCCACGUUGGCCAAGCCGGAUGUCAGAUUGGCAAUGCAUGCUGGGAAUUGUACUGUCUGGAGCACGGCAUCCAGCCUGAUGGAUAUCUUCCAAAUGGGAAAGACUCCUCCUCCUCCUCAAGGUCGACCGAUGAGGCCUUCAACACCUUCUUCAGCGAGACAGGAUCAGGAAAGCAUGUUCCUCGUGCCAUCUUCGUCGAUCUCGAGCCGACCGUCAUCGACGAGGUUCGAACCGGUACCUACCGUCAGCUCUUCCACCCCGAGCAGCUGAUCACCGGCAAGGAGGAUGCUGCCAACAACUACGCCCGUGGUCACUACACCGUCGGCAAGGAGAUCGUAGACCAGGUCUUGGAUAAGAUCAGGAAAUUGGUAGUUUACUAG